UCAUGCAAGUGUAACUCCAGAGAAGCAGAACAACUUCCACAGCAGCUUUGAAUCACCUGAGGCGUUUCUUGAUUAACAAAGAUUGUGUCCACACCCCAAGAUGAAGACAGGAACGAUAAGUUUCCUGGUUUCAGCGGCUUGGCUUCUCAUUCAGGCAGGUCUGGCAGAAGAUGUUGACAACAUGCAGAGGAAUGCAACUGAGAAACCCAUCCGUCAGUCCCAGACGCUGUGCGACGGUGAGCGGGAGUAUGUCUGCAAGAGGAAACAAAUAGUUCUGGAGUCCCUCAACAGUUUGGGAAUCAACUGUACUGAAGACACGGUUCCCCACAUCGCCCUGCUGGCGUCGGGCGGAGGUCAGAGGGCGGCAGUGGGUCUGGUGGGCUCCCUCAGUCAGAUGGAAAAGGACAAUCUGCUGGACACCCUGCUGUACCUGGCGUCGGUUUCUGGCUCAACAUGGUCCAUGGCCAACGUGUACAGUGACCCACAGUGGAGCUCCAACGUGGACGAAGCGGUUUCCAAGCUGUCGGGUGAUGGCGUCGAGCUGGAGGAGGCUCUGGCCUGGUUGAGCGCCAGGGCAAAAGAGGAGUACUUCUCUCUCACGGAUGUCUGGGCGGUCUUAACCUCUGCUGGCAUCAUGAAACAGAUGGACCUGCGACGUCUCUCAGAUGAGGCCGACAGGAACGCCACCAACCCUUACCCCGUCUACUGUGCCAUAGAGAAGCACUGCUUCUCCAAUGGGCCUACAGAAGGGAAAUGGUUCGAGGUGACCCCUCAUGAGGCCGGAUUCACUGAGCUGGGUGUCUUUGUUGAAACGUCUCUCCUGGGCAGCAUAUUCCAGAGCGGGAAGCUGCUGGAGAAGAAGCCGGAGAUGGACAUGGUCAAACUGCAAGGUGUUUUAGGAUCUGCGUUGGCUGAUGAGGACACUGCCAGAGAUGUCAUGCCUGCCUGGCUGACUGACUUUAUAGACGAUGCUGCUCAGGAGUACCUGCUUGUGUACAACGUCCUCAAUAAACUGACAUUCCUGACCAGAGGCACCGUUAAAGAUCCCCUUGCUCACACUGACCUGGACAACCUGCAGAAAAUACUAAAGGACAUGGUAAAUUAUAAUCAGUCCACGCUGUUGCGUUCGAGGAGUUCAGAGGAAAGGAAGGAUGUUUUUAAGCAGCUGCAACUGGAGAUGCAUUCGGCAGUACAGAACUGGAGCCUGGCUCUUCUGGACGGACCUUUCAAAAGACAAGUGAGUGCCCUGAUAAAAGAAGUCAUUCCCCUGAUUGCUCAGUGGGAGUGGGGAACAACCAGGAACUUCCUCUAUAAAUACGAAGAACCCUCUAUUCCAACUUGCCUCCACAACAAAGAAAAGCUCCACCUGAUAGACGCCGGACUGCUCAUCAACGUGGGCUACCCUUCAUUCCUGGGCGACAAGAGAGACAUCGACCUCAUCAUUGUGCCAGAGUACAGCGGCGGGAAGAUGUUUGAGACUCUGACUCUUGCGAGAGAUUACGCAGCCGAGUUGAAGAAGCCUUUCCCAGAGAUAAACGACACCAUCGUCCAGAGGGACAGAGAGUGGCCAAAAGACUGCUACGUGUUCGAGGGAGGAGAGGAGGCGCCCACGAUCGUCUACAUGCCGCUCUUCAACAGACAAAACUGCAAAGAUGCCGAGGAGUACCAAGCAAGGAAGGAAGAGUACGCCACCUUCCAGCUUCCCUACAACCAGGAGAAGAUUGACUUUGUGUUGGAGACGGCGAAAGCCAACAUGAAGAACAACAAGGAUAAGCUGCUGAGUGAGAUGCAGAAGGCUGCUCUCCGCCGACAGAACAAGAAGAAGUCUGUGGUCCAGCAGAAGCUUCAGUCUUGUUUUUCUGGUUUACUGUGAUUCAGCCGUGGCUUCCUUAGCCAGACGCUAUCCUCGCUUUACAUCAUCGCACGCUAUCGCAGGAACAUGACUUAUGCACAUCAUGUAUUUACAGCCCGUCUGUUGACAUUCUGAUGUCUAAUUGUUGCUUUGAAUGAAAGCUUUAUGUUAAACUGCCAAAGGUAUAUAGACACCUCUUUACUCAGGGCUUUCAUGUUUUUAGAAAUUAGCCUGAACAAUCAUUGAAAUAUAUUAAAAAAAGGACACAAGGAGCUAUGAUGUGGAGAUUUCUCAGACAUUAGGGAGCAUGAUUGUUUAGUAGCAGCAAAAAUCCUCAUUUUUAGAAUUCUUUUGAGUGGAAAAGAAAAAACCAAACACAUGUUGACUACAAUUGUAACUCAUACUGCAAUAUGAGUCAAAACAAUCUGCUUUUUUGAGCAUCCCUGCCUAAAAAUCGUGCUUCUGAUUAAUGUAAAUCUCCAUGUCCAGCAAUGCAAUGUGCCUAUUUCACAGUGACGGUACCCAAACACCAGCUCUAUACAGAUGUAAUUUGCCCACUUCGAGGUGGAAGAACUCGAAACCCAUCGAACAUGCCGGGGUUGAAAUGAAACAACAGAAACAAACAUUAUUCCCUCGUAAACAUUUUAGUAAUUUCCAAGCUGCAUAAUCUGUUUAGCAGCAAUUUAUAGUCGGAAGUCAUCUGCAGCUUGAGAACACAAUGAAGGCUUUCCUUUAAAAUGAUGCUACCUCUGUAUAAUCAGUGUGACAUUUUAGUUUGAAAUCAGAUUAUCAGGCUAACCGGCUGUUGACGUCCGACGUGAACAAAUCUGCUGAGUCAUGCAAGUCCUUCACUAUUCAGCACAUAUGAGGGUCAAGAGUAUGUGUGAGAUCGAGCAUCAGCAUCAGCCAAGUCGAGUUUUUUUGUGAAUGGUAAUAAGUUUGUAAAUCUGUUUAAAGUUACAUAUUGUUCCAUUAGAGAGUGAGAGAAUGUGAAAGCUUGUGUCAUAUCAGGGUAGCAGUAUAUGUAUCAGACUUAAAAUGCAUUUAACCUGCAAAAAUACUAUCAGAAAAGAGACAGCCUCCGUUUUUUUUUUUUGGCCAGCGCUAACCUUAAUCCUUGCUAUUUUUGGUUCAUGCACUGUGCAGCAGUGCAAACUGCAAAAGAGCUGCAGAAAGUGGAAAGUACAUCAGUAGAUCCAUCCCAUCAUACCUCUGAAGCAACUAAACCAAUGACAAUGAGGCAUGAUAACAACAGUGCAACGACAAGAAAAAAAAAGAAGAAUCUGCCUCUCCAGGCACUUCUGCUGUAGUCUGUUGAAGCAGUUUAUCUGAUUACAUCAGUCCGACGCCGGCUCAGUCGCCGUCCUCUGUUGUUUUAUGCUGUAAAUGGUUGCAUCAUGUGUGACAGCAUAAUCUUUUUGUUUGCAUUGCAGCUCAAGAAUAAAACAUGAAACUUUU
This is a messenger RNA of Stegastes partitus (bicolor damselfish), 3310 nucleotides long. RefSeq names its product cytosolic phospholipase A2 gamma. Gene Ontology annotation, molecular function: calcium-dependent phospholipid binding; calcium ion binding. The record is from RefSeq and is a predicted model, not a curated record. The transcript has 14 exons. Gene Ontology annotation, cellular component: cytosol; nuclear envelope; nucleoplasm. NCBI's taxonomy places the organism in Eukaryota, Metazoa, Chordata, Actinopteri, Pomacentridae. Gene Ontology annotation, biological process: glycerophospholipid catabolic process. The coding region runs from base 101 to 1873 and encodes 590 amino acids.